This is a messenger RNA of Folsomia candida, 5612 nucleotides long. RefSeq lists its product as uncharacterized. Gene Ontology annotation, cellular component: nucleus. The transcript is spliced from 14 exons. Gene Ontology annotation, molecular function: deSUMOylase activity. NCBI's taxonomy places the organism in Eukaryota, Metazoa, Arthropoda, Collembola, Entomobryomorpha, Isotomidae. Bases 356 to 5482 code for a protein of 1708 amino acids. Gene Ontology annotation, biological process: protein desumoylation. The record is from RefSeq and is a predicted model, not a curated record.
ACAAUCGUUUAUCUAAGCUUUGUCAACUUGUUAAAUUUAGUACAAAUUCAUGCUAUUUUGGUGUCUCUUGCUUUUUCAGAUUUCCGUGAACCAGACUCCCUGCAUCCCUCAAGGGUCAAAUCAGGAGGGUAUUUAACAUUCGUCACAACACCAUUUGAGCAAUUCACUCAACGAACUCAGAAGAAAAUCUCCCAAAACACAUAAGAACCCAUCCGUAACCCCUGAACAAAUCUGGAGCGACUUGAAACAGCCAAAUCCUAAAAACCGCAGAAAACUAUUUUUUACCGAAAUCCAAGAUUGAGAAAUUUGCCUAUACUGAGAAAUUAUUCCUUCUAUCGAUCCAAGUCUACACAGUAUGUCGUCCUAUAUGAAAUCCAAGAAAAAUGAUUUACCAAAAAGCAAAUCAGACGAAGGUUCUCUUUGUGACGACGCAAAUAAAAUAUCCCAAUCCGAAUAUGAAGCCAUGAACGAAGCAGACCCUUUGAUGACACCUGGAACGGGGGUAACCGUGAGAAAAUCGGAUCUCCAAGAAAUUGAAACUGAGGGUGUUUUGAUUAGCGACCACGUCAUUGAUGGCUACUUAGCUAUGCGUUUGAAGCAGCUCGAUUUUUACAACGUUAAAUACUUGCCAAUAACAUUUAUGGUCCCAUCGCUAAUUCAAAAUGUUCCCCAAAUUAACGAAGUUGAUGAGUCUGGUGCUGUCAUCUACCAAGUCAAUCAACAAAUGAUGAACAAUGCAAUAAGCCCAGAUCUGGAAUUCCUUCUUAUAACCGUGUUUCGCGGCAUGCACUACUUCCUAGUCAAACUGGACUUAAAAAGCAAUGAAGUUCACGUGUUCGACAGUAUUCCAAUAUCUCAAGAGCGUCUUCUAUCAGUAGAGAAUACAAUUCGUGAAAUUCUUCUGUCCGUCGAACAAGAAGUUGGAAAAAGACAUUGGAAAAUGUGCAUUAUUCAAAAUACCCCUGCUCAAACAAAUAGUACGGAUUGCGGCCUGUACGUCCUAUACAACUUUGAAGCAAUCCUAUGCCGAACACAGGAAUUUACACCCACAUUGACCUACGAUGACCUUAAGGUUUUUCGAAUAAAAGUAGUCAGCCACUUCGAAUACUAUAGGGAGGUUCAUGUGAAUGCGAAGAAUAUUGCAGAUCCAACAAAUUCUCCCUCCCUAGCUCAACCAAUUGAAGUCCUUGAAGUUUGGCGGACUGUGGAUAAGAGGGAAGAUACGAAGAAGAUUACAUUAUCCACCAAGUUUGAAAAUAUCGAAGUCCAACCAGCAAUAUUAACCUCAAGCCCCCACAGGUCCGGCUCCACAUCAAAUACGUCCACUGAAUCUGAAAAAUUAAUGAAAUCUGGCCCAGAUUUUGACCAAUCCUUGUCGCCAUCCUUUGACGACAGCGGGGAAACCGUGGUAACAUCGCCAAACUCACCUCCGUCUUCCAAAAUCAAUGCUAGCUUGUCUACACUAGCGAAAUUAACUCCAAUAUCUGGUACAUCUGGAAAAUUAUUCACGUCUUCAUAUCCCCUAUUUUUCACCGCCGAUGAUUUGCAAUGCCUCAAUUAUUCAGACCCACUUUAUCCCAACAUUGUGGAGGCAUACCUUUACUCAACCCUUCAUGAUGCAGAAGGAUUGAGACUUUAUACCCUACUUACAUCGCAAUUUGUCCAGGCGAAUUACACCAUGAAUAACGGACGAUAUGUCACCGAUUCUGCAGGGAAUCCAUAUUUCAAAAUAGAAGUAAAUACUUCAGAAAUUGCUAAUAUUAGCACACGUUAUUUCGUGUCCCCUUUUAUCACUAAUGAAGAAUAUGCACUGAUUUACGGAGAUACGGAAACGCAAUUUAUCUACAUCUUUAACCCCAUGGGAAUUACUCGAACACGUCGUUCAAUCUUAUUGGAUGUGGCAAGGAAAUUAGUUUUAUGCUUCAAAGGAAAAGGCACCACCUGGUCCUAUAAGACAAAUCAAUGCAUUAACUUAUCUGGUUCAUCGGAUUCGGGAAUUCUAAUCCUUCAACAAUUCGAAAGGCUACUUUUUGGCACGUCUUACGACUUCAUUCCAUUUUCUAAUAUGAGAAUUAAAAUCAUGGAUAGGUUACCUUCACUACCAAGCGGGCAAGAUGCUCUUAAUUACGAUGAAGAUCAUCAAACAGAUUCGGCUUGCCCUGAUGAGAAACGGAGCGUAGAUGGAUCUGUUCCUUAUGAAACGAUUUCUAGCGUUUCGGAUAACACAAGACAAUCUAUGGGAAAUGAGCCGUUGGUAUUCCAUCACACGAGCCCAGUACGGAAUGUACUAAAACUAUCAUCGAAUAAGUCAAAGCCACCCGUGGAUGAUGCGGAGACAAAUAGAGAGAAUGAUUUGGUUUCAGCGGAUCGUCAAGGCCAAAGGAUGCGACGACUUAUCAACAAAGCAUCGGAAAGAAAAUUCGAGCUAUCCGACUUUACCGACACUGCGAAGCUUAAAAGUCUCGAAAUUGGUGAUGGGCAUCGAAAAGACCUUCUGGCCUUGAUAAGAAAAAUUGGCUGCUCGAAUCUAAACAUUUCGACACGAGAAGCACUCAAGGAGCAAUAUUCGCCUGAAUUGUCGCACAAAAUUUUUGGAGUUUUGUCCCAUUACAAAUGUAUUCAGAAGUACGGGAAAUCUUUACUCCUAAAAAAUACAAAGCUACACGUGGAGUCAUGUACAAUGUUGGAACCAUUCGUGGGAUCGCCAAGUUCAUCGCAUACGGACUCUCAAAUUUAUACUGGCUCAACAAUGACAUGGGAGCCCUCAGUUGAUAAUAUCAAUAAUUCAACGACGAGCCCAAUCAGUCCAGAACUCGUAUUGCCAAAUACUUCAGAAUUUGAAAUAUCAACGCCAAAAAUGAAACUUAGGGAACGUCCAAGAAGGAAAAUCAUUUUCACGCCGACAACUAAUAAUCCCUUGAAAAAAAGUUUUAGGACACCUGAGACGCGUUACAAAUUUUGUAUUUGUAAAGAACAUCGGGGUGGGCCAAUGAUAAAGUGUAGCGCCAUUCCUAGAUGCACAAAUGGACUUUGGUUUCAUUACGAAGUACCUGAUAGCCCGCGGCCAGAAUGUGUGAACGUGUGUGACGAAGAUAGACUGAGUGGAACAAAAUGGUUUUGUCCAAGUUGCAUUAGUAAUGGUAUCAAUUCAAUUCCAAGUUUCAAGAAAGAGACAUCAGUUCCUGGUGGUUUAAUCAUAAAAGAUAUUGAAUUGGCCAACGAUAUAAUCCAGGAUAACAGUGAUUUUCCGAUGCGCACAGUCGAUGAAAACGAAGGUAUCAAUUCAAUUCCGAGUUUCAAGGAAGAGACAUCGCUUCCUAGGGGUUUAAUCAUGAAAGAUAUUGAAUUGCCCGACGACAUAAUCCAGGAUAGCAGUGAUAUUCCGAUGCACACAGGCGACGAAAACGAAGAUAUAACCGAGGAUGAAUCCCACACUCGUGAUCAGUUUGACCAGGUCGCUGAAGAUGCUCCUCUUUUAACAAAUGGAUCUGAAGUGUUCACCAUCGAUGAUGUCAUCGAAAUUGAAGGCCUACCCCCGCAAAUAAAAAACUAUCAGAGACCGGAUUCAAUUACCAUUCGAAUUCCGUACAAAGAUUUUGCGGAUAUAUGGGAUUUCGAACUAUUACGACCAAUACCGCAAUCCAACUGGGCUACACUAAUCGACCAACAACUUGCGAACAUGGAUUUCCCAUGCUCUUUCCACGUACAAGACUCAAAACCCACCAGCCCAAAAAUGCAACAAACGCAAGGGGUUAUACGGAAAGUGAAGGGGUAUUGCAGAUAUGCACGGAGACACUCAGCCGACCAGAGUUUAUGUCAAACCAAAUUUAGUUGUAAAAUUAUUAACCACCUUGGCUUACAUGAAGAAAGCAGGGGUGAUUUAGCGUCAGAGGACGUCAGCAUAGAAUGCGAGCUAAGCGGUAAUUUUGUACUUUUUCAAACCAGCUUAGCAAUACUUGAAGAAAGUUUGGACACAUACAUUAACAGGAAGUACGAUUUGCUCAUUGGGAAAAAAGUACGGGACAAACCGACCAUACUCUUCAUUUGCUCAGGCCAUUUUAUGCAUGCAAAUUCAAAAUAUUGCCCAUCAUCGCCUUGCAAUUUCCCCGCGCUACACGCUUUUGCUCUAUUAAUCGAAUCAAGAACCCAGCAAGAAAUUCAAACCCUCGUCGAGAUUGUCACCCAACUGUUUGGAAAUCGCAAUUUAAAUGAAUAUCUUGUCGACGACUACAGUAAAUUUCUAACAGAAGGACAGCCACUAUCUGAGAGUGUUGAAGAGAGCCUAGCAGAGAAGAUGGAUGACGAUUUCCACGGGGUUGAGACGGCGGAGAAUCCAAAAUUACAAAGAGAAAAGUCAAAGUUUUUUAUCUAUUUUAAGCAAGCUGUCGAUAAAAUGAUGACCCAAGAAGAAGUAUUUGACGAUUUGAUGCCGCCGACUAAUAAAUACUUCAACACAAAAUGCCUCGAUACUUUUCAACGUUGGUUCACAUAUUUACCCUUGUGGAGCAAAAUAAGAUUCGUUGGAAACCAUAACACCCCCGAUGAUACCAUCACAACAGGAUUAGUAGAGAAGUCCUUUGACAAUUUUAAAAAUAACUUUCAUACAAAGAAAAUGUUCGAACCCGAUCUCAUUUUGGAGCACGCUGCAUAUGCCACUGGUCUGGUUACUGAAGCACUUUGGCGGGGAAGAGCAAGACGGGUGCCAAAACGAAAGAGAAGUCCCGAAGCAGAAAACAGUGGCAACAAAAAACCAAAGACGAAAGCGGGGACAAGAGGUUUUGUUGGAAGUCCAGCAUUUGCAACCGCGAGAUGGGGUAAAAGGACGGGUAGAAAAUCAACGAAGUAUGUCCCUAAGAUUAAGGCAAUGAAGAAGGGCAAGACCUUGAGAGGAAUUUCAUUACCAGAAAUCAAGUUUGAUGCUGCGCAGGAGGAUUGUUCGACUAGUAGCGAGAUUAACAUAUCAGGUCCCGCCGAAAUUCCAGCUAGAAUUCAAACCUUUACAAUCGAUGAUGAUAGCGUUUUCGAGCGGUACUUAGGUGAAACUCAUAGCGAAAUGAAGCUCGACUCUAAUGACUGGGCCAUAUCGACGAAAAAACGUUUGGAAUUAUUCAAAACCCCUUUAUACUCAAUAGGAGACGAGGAAGAAUUGCUUUGUCUAAAUCCAGGGGCCUUGGUUAAUGAUGCCGUUGCCAACGCUAUUGCAACUCAUAUUUUCGAAAACUCCAACUAUGCAAAUGACCGAAAAUUCCAAUUAAUUUUAAGUAAUUUCAUAGAGCAUACGCGUAAAGGAAAAUUUGUAGCGCGGAUGAGCAGACUUCCCGACGAAUCUUUAUUCGACAAGGAAAAUGGCACACUUUAUAUGCUCGGAUUUACCAACUCUCCCAAGCACUGUUUCUUAAAUUCAAUCAACUUCAAAACACAAACAGUUUUGAUGUAUGACUCACUCCCAGGCGCGAUCGAUAAGAUCCAUUUUGGACAUUAGAAUCGUGCACUUGCCCGACUCAACUUCCCAAGAGUAAUGAUUGUGCGAUCAUGGCAUUAGGUUUUCUAAAAGUACUGGUAACUGCUAAGGCCGAAUUAACCGAAGUUAAUCAAGAUAGGUGUCUAGAUUA